Stegostoma tigrinum is the source of this 3023-nucleotide messenger RNA. RefSeq names its product churchill domain containing 1 (gene churc1). The record is from RefSeq and is a predicted model, not a curated record. NCBI's taxonomy places the organism in Eukaryota, Metazoa, Chordata, Chondrichthyes, Orectolobiformes, Stegostomatidae. Gene Ontology annotation, biological process: multicellular organism development; fibroblast growth factor receptor signaling pathway; positive regulation of DNA-templated transcription. Gene Ontology annotation, molecular function: zinc ion binding. The transcript has 4 exons. Bases 149 to 487 code for a protein of 112 amino acids.
UCUCGCGAGAGUUGGCCGUUGUUUUGUUGUGGCUGUUGUGGGGAGAAGGGGAGGCCGUGAGGUCAUUAGGCAGUGACGGUUGCAGCCUCGAGCCCGUCCUUGGGAGGGGAGGGGGUGUUUGAAUCGUAUCGAGACUAACGGCUCUGGGAUGUGCGCGGACUGCGUUCAGAAGGAGUAUCCCGAGCGGGGUAACACUUGCUUGGAGAAUGGAUCUUUUCUGUUAAAUUAUGUGGGUUGUGCUGAGUGCAGUAAAAGAGACUUUGUCCUCAUUAUGAAUCGAACCCAGGAUGAUGACGACGGAGAAGAAAUUGUUACAUAUGACCAUGUCUGUCAAAAUUGCCACCAUAUUAUAGCACAACAUGAGUACACAUUCACUGUUGUUGAUGAUUACCAGGAGUACACCAUGUUGUGUAUGCUGUGCGGAAGAGCAGAAGACUCCAUCAGUAUAUUGCCUGAUGAUCCUCGGCAGAUGGCUCCUCUUUUCUGAAAGCUCUGUUUCUGCACAAUGCACAACAGACACUUUAGGGAGCACAAUAUGGCAAUUCUAGCUGGAGAUUGGAUUUUUUGUUGCAAUUCUCAACUGCGACCAGAUUUUAAAUAAAAACAGCUUUUUUUUUAAUCAAUCACCAAAGGAGAUCCAUAAAUAUACUACCCUUUCCAAAAUGAAUAUUGAUACGCUUUUAUUCUUAUGAAUGCUGCCAAAACCAGCACUGACCUGUACCCCUUGACUCUUGUAGAUUUCAAAUGUAUAAUGUUAGUGAUCUUUCGAGUUGAAGCAAUUGAGUGCUGUCUGAGCGACAUAAGGUGCUUUGCUUCAAUUCCAUUUACAAAGAGUGAUGCAAAACACAUCUCUGGCACAUUAAUAUUUUCUUUGUUUCUUGGGAAGACUGAACAUCUUGUUUUUGACUCCGCCUCUAACAGAUCUGCAGGACAAAAUUCUUCUUGGCCUGAAUUGUCCAUUCAGCACAAUACAAGACCAGUAAAAAUGUUAGGCAUCCGAUCAACUGAUUUUGACAUAAGAACAUAGGAGGUAGGUCCAGGAGUAGACAAUUCAGUUCUUUGAGCCUGCUUCACCAUUUAAAACGAUUGUGCCUGAUUUCAUCUUGUUCUCAAGUCACUUUCCUGACCACAUUCCAUGACCCUUCAACCAGUACUCAUUGAAAAUCAGUCUCACUGAACUGCAUCCCAUCACUUCAUACAACUACAUCUCUACUUUUAUGUUAUAUUCCUUUAGCAAUGAAUGCCAAAAAUCAUUUUCCUUCCUAUAUUGCAUGCUUUUUCACACACAAGGGCACCCAGAUGCUUCUGCACCAAGCACUCUUAAAGUUUCUCUCCAUUUAGAUCAUAAGUUCCCUUUCUAUUCUUCUGACCAAAAUGUGUACUUCACAUUUAUCCAUGUUUAAAUGCCGUCUGCCAAAAUUUUGGCCCAUUCGCCUAACCUAUCCAUAUACAUUUAUAAAUUUCUUAUUUCUUCUUCAUAACAUGAAUGGAGAAGCCCACUUUGGUGAUCAACCAAAUCAAUUUAGAGCACUUUAAAAUUCAACCGUGGUGAUGCAGUGUUUGCUCGAGGCAUUGUGAAUUCCCGUUUGGAUUAAAGUAAAAACAUGUUUUAUCUCUCCUUCCUCAGACAGCAUGAAAUUAGUUCAACUUGAAAAUUCACUGAAGCUUUAUUUCAACUAAGUCACAAGACAGCCUGAAAAAUGGUACCUUAAUGCUGGUUAAAGGUUGUGUUCGCAAAAAUAAAUGCAAAUUAACCUUCAUUUUUCAACAGGGUUGAGAUUAUUCUUGCUCCUAGAAAAUUUCAGUAUACUGCAUGUGACAAAAAUGUACUGAAGUGAACGAGAGUGUUAUCCUCUCUUUCAGAAUCUACUACUCUGAAUAUAUGUAGCUUGGGGACACAGUCACCUUGCGGCUGUUAGAAUGUCGUCUUUAACCUUUUUCGAAGGCUUUAAGUAAUCUGUCCUUCAUAGAAAAUACAAAUUUGCAUUACAAAGUGCUCCCAGUGCUUAAUUUGGAUUUUCAAGUGUUUAGAAUUUAUUACACUGUGUUCACUUCCUUUCUGUUUAUUUAGAUAACUAUGGGCAGAAAGGGUGUCUCACUGAGGUGCAACACUGUCAUUUUUAUCCAUUUGUUUUUCUGUUCAACAAGUCAAAAUUGUACCUUCUGCUAAAAGGCAUCUUCGCAAUCUGAACUGUUUUGAAGUUUAUAUGCUUUCUGGUGACUGCAGUAUUCAUCGGAAUAAAACCAUGUAGUACGGAUCACAAAAUAGCUUGUUACUGUAUUGACAAAUACACUCGCAGACCAGUUUUGAACAGAUCUGCAAAACUAGGCUGAAUCCUCCAGUCUUUCUAACUCUUAGUACAUGUCCAAGUGGUUCAGUAGUUUCAACCUAUACCUGCAGCAGAUGAUGCAUUUGGUGCAAGAGGUUAUUUACUGUUCAACAGACAACUAAGCCAACAGAUCCUGAAUGAAGUUUUGACUUGUUUGCUGUUUUCUAUUAUGUUCAAGUUCUUAGGUGCAAACUGUACUGAUUUUGUUCCUUUUUCAGCAUUGCAGAAAACCAGUUCAAUGGAUAAUUUAUUUACAUCUGUCAAAUUUCUUAGGCAGUGAUACUUUUCCAAUUCACUUUAAAUUUGAUUGUUAAAGUAAUUUUUUGUAGAGAUUGCUGAGUUGGCCGAAAUUUAAGUAUACAAGUCAUCGGGGCACUGUUUACCAGCUUCUUUGCUGCCUUACACUGCCUUAUUUCCUGCACUGUAUCAUCUCAUUUUGAUUACUGUAAAGAUUGAUAUCGUAAAAUGAUUUUGUUAAUCAUCUAUAAAAUGGAGUUAGUGAAAGAUGUUGUUCAACCGAAAGGUUAUUCAGCUGCUGUUUUGACUACACCUGGUAGCCAUCUGUUAACUAAGGAUUGGAUCUUUUAAAAAUUGUAACAAAUUUUAAUGUAACAUGUUGAAUUCUGCUUUGACAACAGAAAAGAUAUGCUGUUGUAUCGUAUUUGCAUCAAUAAAUAAAAUGUUUCUUCAGUA